ACAAUCGGUGUAACAACUAUAGAUUUAAGAUUUCUUUGACUUUAUAUAGAGUUAAAAUCUGACUAUGUAAGAUUUUUGACACUCUCAAUUUAGAAUAUAUUUUAUGCUUUUAUCUUUCACAGUUACUGGCAGUCAGUAUGUUAGUCUGACAAUGCUAAAGCCACGGUAUGCAGACCAGCUUUGUCUGGUUCUGCUUUCUGUUUCAAUCAACAUUUUAGAUGUGGUUUGUCAAACCCCUGUUUCUGAGAACCCAUAUUUAGGAAGUGGUUCGAGUGAGUUGAGUCGUUAUGAUCCAGCUGCAGAUCCUCGGAGCAGUAGUUAUGAUCCAUCUCGCUCUGGAGCCAGAACAUCUGGUGUUAUGAGUCGCUCUCGAGCUGCAAUCCUUGAUCCGUGGAGAAUGGCAUCUCUGACUCCUGUAGCAGGCACUGUGCUCUCAGUUACAGACCCCAUUCUUGACAGUUGUCCUUCUCACUGGGUGCUCAAUGGAAAGUCUUGCUAUAAGUUUGUGCGUUCUCCCAGGAAAAAUAGAAAUGCUGCAAGAACACAGUGCCAGGCAUAUGGAGCAGACCUGGUGAGUGUCAGCUCUAAAGAGGAGCAUGGAUGGCUGACCAGGCACUUGCAUGAGACGGAUCCUAUGCAGCGUCGCUGGUAUACUUCAGCCAAGCAGAACACUCCAAACUCUUUUGUUAAUGAAGGUGAUGCAAGUCCAUUUACUGACAUGAUGGAGGCCCUUCUGCCCGACCAACUUGCAAGUCCUAAUCUCAAUUAUCUUGCUUACACAUAUUCCAACUUGCACACUGAGUGGGGGCUGCUGAAGGUUGAUGGAGAAGAGGAGCUGCAAUACAUCUGCGAGGUCCCUCUAAACAUGGUAGGCUGGCUCCAAGAGACGCUCGUGGAGCGCACUUCUGAGUUUGGUGUCAUUGUGAUUGACCCUAAGAAAGUUCCUCACUCUCCUGUCUUCAUAAAGCAGCCCAAGAGUGCCAUGUUUGAUCUUGUCAAAAGGGACCUCAUCAACUAUGUAUCCAUUACAUGUCUUGCCACGGGUUACCCUCACCCCACCUACAAGUGGUACAAGGAAGACUAUGAAGAUAACCUGCUUGUGUCGCGUGAAAUUGAUCCUCUAACGGACCGGCGCUUCACUGUGUCCGGCGGCACCCUUGUCAUCAGCGAGCCUAACUCGAUCAAAGAUCGCGGCUAUUACCACUGCCGCGCAUUCAACAGCUUCGGCAGCAUUACGUCUCAGAGCGUGCAGAUUUCCUUUGCUUACGUCGCCGAGUUUAAUCUGAAGCGAUCGCCUGAACAGGGCAACCAGUUCUGGGGCAAGGCAAUCUUCUGUGACCCGCCUCAGCAUUACCCUGACGUUCUGUACUAUUGGGCGCGCAACUACUUCCCCAACCUGGUGGAGGAGGACUCGCGCACCAUGGUCUCAUAUGACGGCAACUUGUACUUCUCUUAUCUGGACUUCAUAGACCGCGGCCGCUACAGCUGUAACGUCAAGAGCACCGUUUCGGGCGUGGGCAAAAAUGGCCCACUCUUCACUCUUGAGGUCUUGCCUCAUCCUAACUACCAGCAGCUGAAGUUUGCCAACAACUUCCCCAAAGCUUUCCCCGAGUCCCCCAUCCGCGGCCAGGACGUUCGGCUCGAGUGCAUUGCUUUUGGAUACCCGGUACCUUCAUAUAAAUGGUUCCGACGCAACGGCAACCUGCCUCGCGGGGCCCAACUCACCAACUACGACCGCGUUCUGACGCUGCCGUCCGUCGAGCCUGGCGACGUGGGCGAGUAUGUGUGUCAGGCCACCAACGAGAAGCUCUCCAUUGAGGACAGCAUUAACCUCUCCAUCCAAGCCAAGCCGAGCUUCACGAUCCCACUACAUGACCAGUUCAUGGCUGAGGGCGAGGACCUGCUGUGGGAGUGUGAGGCGUUUGGUAUUCCUGACGUAGAGUACGAGUGGCUACGUAACUCUGAGCCCCUCAAUAUCGAGACAAUGUCGCCUCAAGACGCUGAGAGAUACACCAUUACGACGAGUGUACUGCAGAUCAUGAAGGUGCAGGCGAGUGACGAGGCGUCCUACCAGUGCAAGGCCACAAACCAGCUCGGCUCGUCCUAUUCCGCUGCACAGCUCCGUGUCUUCAAGUUGGCCCCAACAUUCAGAAAGCAGCCAGUGGAGACAGAGAAGUAUGCGGCUGAAGGCAUGAACACGACUCUGGAAUGCAACCCUGAGGCUGCACCGCUGCCUGAGUUUGUGUGGCGCAAAAAUGGAAUCAGGAUUGGAUCAGCGGGCCGCACUGAAAUUCUUCGGUCGGGGAUGCUGGUGAUCACGUCCGUGACUCGCGAGGACGCCGGCAACUACACGUGCACGGCCACCAACGCUUACGGCUCUGCAUCCUCUUCUGGGCGCCUUAUUGUCCUCAUACGUCCCGAGUUUUACCGCGCUCCUCCUGAAACAAUCCUAACGUCUGUUCGAGAGAACGUGACUCUGGAGUGUGAAGCGUACACGGACCCUCUGCUGGACAUGGCUUACUACUGGCGCCAGAACGGCCUUAGAAUCCAUACCGACGACGACACCUACCUGCGCAACCUGGCUUACAUGCAGGGAUACGAUUUUGAUUACUACAUCAAGAAACGAUCCAAAACGGCCGAUCCCAGUCUGUACCGUGUGUCGACGACGCGUCGAGUGAGCAACUUGCUCGACUUUGUCAACUUGAGACAACCGCCAUUCGAAAAGGGCUACCGACCCGGCUACCUGCGCAUACCGAACGUGACGCUGUCUGAUGCUGGAGUGUACGAGUGCGUGGCCAAGACACCCGUGGCUACCAUCGCUGUAGAGACCAUCAUCACCGUACACGGUCCGCCUGGACCUCCUGGUGGCGUGACGGCAGUGGAUGUGACGAGUACGACAGCGCGAAUACGCUGGACGGACGGAGCAAGUAACGGCCGCCCCAUCCUGAUGUACAGCAUACAGGGCCGCACGCAGUGGACGCAACAAUGGGUCACGGUUGCCCACAACGUCACAGCUGAGAUCGUAGACAGGCGCAACAACCGCCGUGAGCAUCUGCUCGAUUCCGUGCUGUCGCCGUGGGCCAUCUACACAUUCAGAGUGAAGGCCUACAAUGAACUCGGCUAUGGGGAAUACUCGGCUCUGUCUCCACAGGUAAAUACAAGGACCGACAUUCCCUUCACUGUGCCGAGGAACAUUGGCGGCGGAGGAGGGAAAACUGGUGACCUGACCAUCACUUGGGAGCCCAUGCAUGGAGAGCAUCAGAACGCUCCUAACAUUCGGUAUCGCGUCUUCUGGCGUCGGGUCGGCAGGGACCCUGAACUGCAGUUUAAGAAGCAAGAUCUUCCUGAACGCCACAACCGCGGCAUGUUUGUUGUAUCAGUUGAUCCUGUCAAAUACUUCUACACGGAGUAUGAAGUCAAGAUUCAAGCAUUCAACAGAGAGGGUGCGGGGCCCAUAAGCGAGCCCGUGGUGAUAUUCUCUGCAGAAGACAUGCCCCAGGCGCAGCCUACGGAGGUGGCGGCCUACGCUCACAACGCCACAGCCAUCAACGUCACUUGGGUGCCCAUAGAACCUACGCGCGACAACAUCCGCGGCAAGCUCAUAGGAUACAGGAUCAAAUACUGGCGCAGGAGUGACGACGAGAGCGACAACAUCAUCCGUCUUAACCUGGGUGCUGAGAACUCUGCCACGAUCGUGGGUCUCAUUCCCAACAAUUUUUACUGGGUGCGCGUCAUGGCCUACAAUAGCGCCGGAGCAGGGCCCGAGAGCGAGAGGUUCUUAGAACGAACCUGGCGCUUCCCGCCUCUGACUCCACCGAACGCCGUGGAAGUGUUCCCUGUGAACCCCAGCACCAUCAGAGUGACCUGGCGCGGCAUCACGCCAUCGACUUCAGAGGAACCUCUCACUGGCUAUAAGGUCAAAGUGUGGGAAAGCGACCAGGACUUCACAAAAGCAAACGAGACGUUCUUGCCCAUCGGCAACGAGCUCCAGGUUUACAUCAGCGACCUGACGCCUGGCAAGACCUACAAGCUCAGGGUGAUGGGCUUCAGUCGCGGUGGCGAGGGAAAGAUGAGUUCUCCGCCCUGGGAGUUCCAGAUGGGAGAUCCAGAGCUCCUGAGGGGCCGUUCAGGGCGGACAACCGGCAACGCAAGCGUCAUGCUGACCGCUGCUCUGACACUCAUCCUGUCAGCGCUGCUGCGACGCCAAGACAACUAACACAGCCUCCUCAUCAAAGUGAACGCAUCUAUGCAUUUAAUGAACACAUUCCGCAGCAUUCACUCAUCGUCCAUCCAUUCUAUUUGCGUUAUGUUCAACUUGGACUGGAAUAUUUGUUUGGAUAUUAUUCAUACCAAGUGACUGUUGACUAAUUCACCCACGUUGGCAGUCCCUUCGUCAUGCCCUGAAUUAUCUUGACUUAGAUAGGAAAUAUGUGAUCAGGUUCAUGCUAAACUAGCAGGUUUGAGUAUUUCUCAGUCCAAAUUUAACAUUAGGUUUCAUGCAGGCAUUUUUAAAUGCACCAACAAUGUGCCUUUGACUGGUCCCUGUCAACUAAAUGCGGAUCUUAUUUUCGAUUCUCAUACCUGAACAAAUUUUAAGAAUUUCCAGAGAUUAUUUAUGUUGUUUUUUAAGAUAACUUUGCUCUUUUAUCUUGUGUAAAAAAAUUUGUUUCGUUUCUAUGCAAUUCCAUCCACUUCUUUUCAGAAUUAUCUUCUUGAAGUUUUAUUUGCUGUUCACAGUGAACGCUUCAUUAAUCCGAAUAUUUUAAAUAUUGUUGAAAUUCAUUUAUUUUACAGAGGCAAGGAUUUUCCAUCUUUAACCCGUUGCCACUUCGGGUUCACGUGCAAUUCGAAUUUUUGAAAGUCGUUCAUUUGUUACCUUCUCUUCCAUUAAUUAUGAAAUAAUUGCUCGUAAUCUCUAACUAUUUACUCCCGAGUCCGUGGGUUGCAUGUGGAAUUCAGAGUGUCAAGACUGACGAGGAGUGUUGCAAAUUUGCAUGCAUUAUGCACCAUCUUCGCGGGUAGUUACUACGUUCGAUCCUGCUGCGAAGGGGCGUUGUGAAACACAUCGCGCUUCUCUUUUAUUAACUCAAUGCAAAAUGGCAUUAAAUUUUUUGUCUUGGUGCACGUGAGUUCUUGUAAUCCAAGUCGCAAAACUGAAUACAAACGACGUGCUAAUAAUGAAUGUUAUCUUAAUAUAUUUAAGUGAGGAUACUUAACUUUAGUGAUGCGAAACAUACAGAUAAAUAGUUUUUAUUAAUUAGCACGAGGUUGACUUGUUCUGGUACAUCGAAAAAACUUUAAAUGAUAUGCCACUAACAUUAAGCAAAUUGAAUUGUGGAAGCUAUGCAGAAAAUGACUAAUUGUGAAGAUCAAGCAAAGAUAUUGAAGUAUUCGUCAUUUGAAUCUCAUGUUCACAAAUGUAACUCUGUAAUGUUUGAUAUUAGUUAACUUGAGCUUGAACAUUUUACCAUAAAGACGUAUCUGGUAAGCGAGGUUUAAAGGACGUUGGCGGACAUUGUUUAGACCUCUAAUCCGUCCUCCAUCCUAGUUCCAUUUGUGGAGUUCAUUCGUCCAUAAAUACAAUCAAAUUUGUACGUGCGUCUCUUCCGAGUUUGUGCACAAGUUCUUAGUAUUAAAUAUCGGAGAGCGAGAUCUGUUCCGUGCUGAAAUGUGUAUUUUCUACUGUAGAGAUCUGUAGCAGCAUGCAUCGUACGUUAUGAUCUAAUUUUUAAGAUGAACCUUAUGUAUCUCUGUUAAUGGUGUAGCGUUCAACGAAUCCGUCCUGAAAGAUCUUCCAAUAAUCUUUAAGGUAUUUAGUUAAGGUCGAGUAAGAGCGUAAGAACAUGGUUACCUUGCAAUAAAGUAGGCUAGACCGACGGCUAGAGUGCAAAUCGAUGAAAUCUAUUGAACAGUUUAUGUCAAAAUUUGUGGAUAAUUUUCAAUGAUAAUUUUUUCUUCAGAAUAAUUGUGUAAUUACAAGGAUUUGAGUGCAUAGCAAUAUCUAUUGAAUUAAAUGCAACUUUGGG
Messenger RNA from Hyalella azteca, 6026 nucleotides. Its product is annotated as contactin. Gene Ontology annotation, molecular function: protein binding. Bases 104 to 4216 code for a protein of 1370 amino acids. The record is from RefSeq and is a predicted model, not a curated record. NCBI's taxonomy places the organism in Eukaryota, Metazoa, Arthropoda, Malacostraca, Amphipoda, Hyalellidae. The transcript has 25 exons.